This is a messenger RNA of Uranotaenia lowii, 681 nucleotides long. Its product is annotated as transforming growth factor beta-1-induced transcript 1 protein-like. The coding region runs from base 1 to 681 and encodes 226 amino acids. Lineage: Eukaryota; Metazoa; Arthropoda; Insecta; Diptera; Culicidae. The transcript has 3 exons. The record is from RefSeq and is a predicted model, not a curated record.
AUGGCCGAGCAUGUCAUUAAUCCGAAGAAAUAUGGGCCCCAGAACAAAUGUGGCGAAAGAGAGGACUGUCGCCAGCCGUUUUCGGGCGGAUCGUUCUUCGAUCAUGAGGGGCUGCCGUACUGCGAGACGCACUACCAUGCCAAGCGGGGUUCGCUGUGUGCCGGAUGUUCGAAACCGAUUACCGGAAGAUGUAUCACGGCCAUGUUUAAGAAAUUCCACCCGGAACAUUUCGUGUGCGCCUUUUGCCUGAAGCAGCUGAACAAGGGAACGUUCAAGGAGCAGAACGACAAACCGUACUGUCAUCAGUGCUUUGAUAAGUUGUUUGGAAGGCACAGCACAUUUUUCCCACCAGAAGCGGAUCAGUCCAGGGAUCACGCAGCACUCCGCUGCUUAAUUUUCCCGCCACACCAAGAACACCCGACGUUCAAACCCGUCGGAAGCGAGGCGCUCCGUCAACAUCGCGUCUCGGGGGAGUGCCGGGAACUCCACGUGGCCGUGUGGGCCAACUAUUGUCACAGCCAACCAUUCGCCAACCCAAGUGCUGCUCAAGGUCAAGGUAAGGCAGCACAGCGUCGGUCGACGACCUUUGACCGCAGGUCAAACCACCGAGCACGUCAGCCAAAUCACGUGCUUGUGCGAGCAUCAUUCGCCGUCCCAUCGACACCUUCAUCGAGCAUCUGA